UUUUUCUUUAAGCAAUGGCUUUUUUCUAUCCACUCCGAUGGAAACAACUCAGAUUUGGACGUGUCUGACAACGAUGAUCCUAUCCUGGAUGGCAAUUACCAACCAUCACCACAGGAGGAAAGCAGCAGUGAGCACAGUAGUGAUGAUGAGGACCCCAUUCCUGAGCCCACUGACCACAGUGCAGAUAAUGGUUAGCCAAGACCCAGUAGAUAUUUGUUUAUUUUAUGCAGUUAGGGCCUUAGGGCUAUGUGAAGGAUUGGAAGCAAAAUGCUUAUUUACAAAACUUGUUGACAGGUUCAUGGACAGGGACAGAGACAGGUACAGGCACAGGUACAGGUUCAUCCCGCACUCUCAGACGUCGCCGUCAAAGUCAAGAGAUUGAGGCUGAUAGCUCAGAAGAUGACUUGGAAGAGCCAACACCAAGACCAAGCCAAACAAAAAAAAAGAAAAAGGGAGACUCUGAACAAGGUAAUUGUUAUUAGUUUUGGCCUUCACAACUUGAGGGUAAAUCUUCAAAUUUCAUAUAAACUUCCACACAGAUUCAAGUAUUUUAUGCACCAAUAUACCUCAAUUGCUUACAUGGGUAAAAAUGUAACUUCCUACAAUAAAUACUAUUUUUAUUCUGAUUCUGGUUGUGCAGGACGUGGACUACGCUGGAAGGCUACUCCAUUGACGCCAAACCUGGCAGAGUAUCAGCAUCAGGACGAAACUGAUCUAGACAGACAUGGCUGGACCCCACUAGACUAUUUUGAACAGUACAUAGAUAGAGAUUUGAUGAUGACGAUUGCAGAAUGCUCUAAUAUUAUGUCACUGUAUAAGAGUGGGGAGCCACUUAACAUGACAGUAGAUGAGGUUUACCACUUUUUUGGUGCCUGUAUUUUGAUGUCCUGCAUCCGAUACCCAACCAUUAGGAUGUACUGGUCCAAAGCCUUGAAAAUCACUGCCAUCACUGACAAAUUCACACGUGCCAGAUUCUUCAAACUGAGGGGAGCAAUAAAAGUGGUUAUUGAUCAUGAUGUGCCAGAAGACCUGAGAAUGUUGGACAAAUUCUGGAAGGUGAGGCCUUUUCUGGAUCGGAUUCUGCAAGGCUGCUUGUCUCUGAAUCGACCUGAUUGCGCAUCUAUUGAUGAGCAGAUGAUUCCUUUCACAGGAGCCUGUCCGUGCAGACAAUAUCUGCCAAUGAAGCCAAACCCAGUUGGCAUAAAGAACUUUGUUUGUGCUACAGCAGAUGGCAUUGUGCUUGACUUUGAGCUGUAUCAAGGCACAGGUUCACUGAUUGAGAAGGUCGAAGAACCAGAGGGCCUGAGUUUGGGAAGCUUAGUCAUCGAGCGUCUGUGCCAAACUCUGCAUCGUGGCACAAAGGUGUAUUGUGACCGGUUCUUCACCACCAUCAAAGGUGCGCAACGAAUGAUGGAGAAAGAGCUGUACAUGACUGGUACAAUAAUGAAGAACCGACUCGCUGAAGCGAAGCAUAAGUUACCCAGUGACAAAGCCAUGAAAAACGCAGGAAGAGGUACCUCAUCAGAAGUUUCCGCUGAAGAUGGAAAGUUGUGUGUAGUGAAGUGGUACGACAACAAACCAGUAUUGCUGAUGUCUGUUGUUCAUGGUACACAGCCUGAAGACACCUGCCAGCACUGGGACAAGAAAGUGAAACAAUAUGUCACUGUCUCGCGACCAAGCAUUGUCCGUGAGUACAACAUCAAGAUGGGUGGAGUUGAUUUGAUGGAUAGAAUGAUAAGUUACUAUCGCAUGAGCACCCGUACUAAGAAGUGGACAAUGCGGAUGGUAAUGCACUUCACGGAUCUGGCUUUAGCCAACAGCUGGCUACUCUACCGAAAAGACCAUGCAAUAUGUGCUGGACCAAAGACAAGACCCAUCCAGUUCCUUCAGUUCCGCAUGGAAGUGGCUAAGAUCCUCUUGGCCCAGCAUCACGGUGCAGAUGCAGACCUUUCGACACAGUCAGAGGAAGAAGAAGAUUCAAACCAGGGAGUGAAACGUCACGUGACAGAGUUGCCCCAUGUCUCGGUCCGUAGGAGGGCUAAUGCCCACCUCCCAGAGAUGAUCGGCCUGAAGAAUGCAAUGCGCUGCAGACAACUAGGCUGCACUGGAAGAACCCGA
This is a messenger RNA of Coregonus sp. 'balchen', 2118 nucleotides long. The record is from the annotation of a GenBank genome assembly. NCBI's taxonomy places the organism in Eukaryota, Metazoa, Chordata, Actinopteri, Salmoniformes, Salmonidae.